This is a messenger RNA of Myripristis murdjan (pinecone soldierfish), 2758 nucleotides long. Its product is annotated as dynein regulatory complex protein 11. The coding region runs from base 154 to 2628 and encodes 824 amino acids. The transcript is spliced from 19 exons. Gene Ontology annotation, molecular function: ATP hydrolysis activity; protein binding; ATP binding. Lineage: Eukaryota; Metazoa; Chordata; Actinopteri; Holocentriformes; Holocentridae. The record is from RefSeq and is a predicted model, not a curated record.
AUGGUCACAAACCGAACAACGGCAACACUAGAAACAGCUCUAAUUUUUUUUUAUACACCGCCGUGUUAUUUGGCUGAGCUAAUGGGAGAUAACAGGAUAAGACCUUAGAUAUGAAGCACUGAAAAUAAAAGUAGUGCCUGUGCCUGCAGAGCCAUGUCGCAGAGGACAUACAAUAAACUGUGGGCGGGUGCCCAGGUGGAGUUGAGUAGUCUGCUGACUCAAGAGCUCCCUCCUCAGCCGCUUCGCCCAGAGAGAGACAGGGUAGUGUUCUUCCAGCGUGUGGCCACCCUCUAUGUGCGCUACCUUCAAAUCUUCAGACAGCUGGUGGAGGCCCAUGACCAGGUGGUCCACCCCCAGAAGAGGUCUGUCAUUCGGAUGAUUCUGGAUGGUGUGAUGGGGAGAGUGCUGGAGCUCAAGAAUGAAAUGGUGGAGAAGGAAUUCUCUGAGUACCACUACAUGGACGAUGUGCUCCAGGACCUGAAGCUCACACCAGAAGCCAUAGAGAUCCCCAUUCCUCGCUAUUUUCUUAGUGAACGCAGCAAAGAAAUCCAAGAGCGAAAGGUGAUGCUCACAAACAUCUUCAACAUUAUGGAUGUUACAGAAGACCCUAACUCCUUAUUAACCCGGAGUCUGAGUCAAGAGGAAGCCAUUAAGAUCAUCCAGGUGGCAGAGAGGGCCCGUCAGGGACGGCUCAGGGCAAAACUAAUUGGAGAGAUACACAGGGUUAUGGAUAGGCAGUGGGGGACCAAAGACACGGGGCCGGAUGACAUUGAGUUGGCUGUGGUCUGCAUCCAGAGGGUGUGGAGAGGUUACAUACAGAGGAAAAGGACAAAGAGGGCUCGAGAGGAAGAGCUGAUUUUUCUGGGAAUGAUCAUGGAUCCAAAUCACCAGCAGCCCUGCCCUGCAACACUCACUACCCUAGCCAAUAAAGUUUGUACACGAACUAAACAAGAGGAAUACGAGGAAGACUACCAGAAAUCCAUAGUGGCCAUCACAAACAAGCUACGAGUUGUGGAGGGGCCUGAAAUGAUGGAGACCAUGAAAGAACAAAUCCGACAGUGGUUCAUUGAAUGCCAUGAUGCAACAGGAUCUUUUCCAGACUACCCAGAUGAAGAAGAAGGAGGCUCAGCUCUUAUCUUUGCUGAGAAAACCCCUCAACAGCUGAUGGAAGAAAUAGCUGCAAAGGAAGAGGAGGAAGCAAACGACAAGCCGAAAGGGAAGGAAGAAAAAAAAGACAAGGGGAAGAAAGACAAGGGGAAGAAAGACAAGGGGAAGGAUGGACAGGAGGAGGAGGAGGAGGAGGCAGGGCUGAAGAUGCUACCUUCAGCUUUUCUGUCUGAUUUGGAAGUGGGAAACAAAACCUUUGAAGAUGUUUGGCAGAACCGCAGCGAGUCCACAAACUUCAGCCAGAGGCACGAGGCUGAGCUCAUCAAGGAGGAGAAGAGGAAAGAGAUAGAGGCAGAGAUUCGCCUUAAGGUGGAUGAGCUGAUGAGACAAGAGCUGGCCAACUGGAAGCUCGUUGUAGAUAAAGACAAGGGUACCAGAGGAAAUCCCAAGAAAAAGAAAGCAUCCAAGAGUGGGAAGAAGAAAAAAAAGGACAAAGAUCUGACUGCUGAUAGGAGUCUUGAGUCUCUGUGUCAGGAGCUGGUGGAACAGGGCUUGUUGAAAAAGGCAGAUAAUGUUAAGCUGCAGGAUUACUUGGGUGACUAUAGCUACCUUGGGACCACGCUAAGGCAACAUGACAUCGAACCUAUGCCGACGUUAUCUGAUGUGCGGCAGGUCUUAGCUUUGUAUGCAGUUUUACCUUUAGGUUCCCAGGUUGUCCACGAGAAGGCUCCCCUCAUCAAGGCCAUCCUGCUGGCAGGGCCGGCAGGUGUGGGGAAGAAAAUGUUGGUCCACGCCAUCUGCCAGGAGACAGGUGCCAACCUGUUCGACCUGUCUCCUCUGAAUAUUGCAGGAAAGUACCCAGGCAAGAGUGGGCUUGCCAUGAUGCUUCACAUGGUCUUUAAGGUUGCAAGAUUGAUGCAGCCCUCAGUGAUAUGGAUUGGAGAUGCAGAGAAAAUGUUCUACAAGAAAGUUCCCAAGGAAGAAAAAGAGUUAGAUCCCAAACGUCUGAAGAAAGACUUGCCCAAGGUCCUCAAGUCGAUCAAAGGGGAGGAUCGUGUUCUUGUGGUGGGAACAGCCAAAGACCCGCUAAGUGCUGAUAUCAAGUCACUUUGUAAGAUGUACAGCAAAAUCAUCCUCAUCCCGAGACCCGACUACGGCUCAAGAUAUAUCAUGUGGGAGCAACUAAUCAGAAAGAACGGAGGUGAGGUAACCAAAGCCCUGGACCUCAGCUCCUUGGCCAAGAUUUCUGACGGCUACACACCAGGUCACCUGGUCCAGGUGAUCCGCAGCAUUCUGACGGAGCGUCGCAUCCUGCAGCAAGCAAGGAGACCUCUGACUGCUGCUGAGUUUGUUGCCCCGCUAGCCAAGAUCGAUCCUGUGUUUCAGAACGAGGAAGAGGCCCUCAAAAACUGGUAUGCAAAGACUCCCCUGGGAAAGAAGCGAGCUAAGGCUGCCACAGGAAAGGAUGAAGAGGAGGCACCUGUCAAAGGCAAGGACGUAAAGAAGAAAGGAAAAAAAUAAGUUAGUCAUCAUAUAUUUACCACAAAAAAAUGGACUCGUAUUCAGAAUAGCGCUCUGUUUAAGUGUCUUUAGUCUCUGCAAAAACUAAUAGAUGAACAUAUAAAUGAAUAAAUAAAUAAGUAAAUAAACA